UCUACAGAAUCAUUGUUUUGACCACGAAGGAGACCGGUGCUCGACGACUGUCUUUAAGCGUAGAAGAGUCAACAGACUUUGAAUUAACAUGUCUUAGCUCAUUAAUAUAAAUGUAAUGUCUUCUUUGGACGUACCUGGAAGUAUGUCGAGGCUUAUCAUGUUCGUACGCUACAUGUACAACGGCCUAGCGAGGAACAACUCCCCUUGGCUCUCCUCGGUGGCAAAGACCCCCCUGGGUACACCUUUGCGGGUUGCAAUCGCCGGAAAGAAGGACCUGGUCCACUUGGAGGAAGACGAGCUGGAGGAACAGUUUGUGAGGGGCUCUGGACCCGGCGGGCAGGCCACCAACAAGACCAGCAACUGCGUGGUGCUAAAACACAUCCCCUCUGGUAUUGUAGUCAAGUGUCAUCAAACCAGAUCAGUGGACAUCAAUCGAAAGCGAGCGCGAGAAAUAAUGCAGCAAAAACUGGACGUUUUCUAUAAAGGAGAGCGCAGCGACAUUCUGGUCAGAAAGAAAGAGGCUGAAGCCAAGAAGCAAGACAAACGAAGGAGAGUCAAUGAAAAUCUGCAGAGGAAGAGACUAUUCAAAGAAGCCCUCCUAGCCCAGAGCACAUCUGGAAAUGACUCUGUUUAAAAUCAACAGCAAUACCUGAAACAAUUUGGGUGAUCUUUUUAGCCUUCAUAUCAAUGGGAAUGCUGUCCUCAGUAAACCACAUGUAAUUCACUAAUCUGAUCAUCGCUUUAACCAGAAACACCAUCAAAUGUUGAUUAAAAAGUAUUUAACUUC
Molecule: messenger RNA, 787 nt
Organism: Syngnathus typhle (broad-nosed pipefish)
Lineage: Eukaryota; Metazoa; Chordata; Actinopteri; Syngnathiformes; Syngnathidae
Gene: mtrfr
Product: mitochondrial translation release factor in rescue
Exons: 2
Coding region: 116-634 (172 amino acids)
Biological process (GO): translational termination
Cellular component (GO): mitochondrion
Molecular function (GO): translation release factor activity
Source: RefSeq, a predicted model, not a curated record